AUGCCAGAACUAGGUGGCGGAAGGCAGUACAAGUCCAGACGGAACCGGCCCUGUGAUCUCUGUAGGUCGCGCAAGGCAGCCUGUGUCAUCACGACACGCCCCCCUUGCGAUCUGUGCCGGACUAAAGGACUGCAAUGCACCUUUGUCAAGGGGCCCGGCGCCCGUCGUCGAUUGCUAAGCGAUUGCCCGUCGGCGGUCUCUGCGACCGACACCAAUGACACCAUCGUUGCCGCAACCACAGACGACAACGUCUCUGUGGAGCCCGUCAUCUUCCACCGAUCCCAGCUCAUGGGCAGUCCAGAUGGCAAGGGAGAACCUGAUGGCGAGGGCGAGGACGAAGACCUGAACCUGAGCGUGGACGUGGACACGACCGCUGACCCGCUGCUCGACAAUGAGCUGACCAGUCGGCAGGCCGUCUCGCCAAAGGUAUUGAAAGGUUCAGACCGGUCGCCAUCUGUUGCACUGUCACAUGGCAAUGCCGUCAAUCAGACCGUUGACAGCAGCUGCAGCCGCGUCAGCCUCGAAAACAGUGCCGGCCGGCCUUGCCGCUUUGUCGGCCUGGCCGGUGAGCUGGACGCGUAUCUGAUCGCUCGGAGACGGUGCAACGAGUCUCUGCAAUCGCAGUCGCCCUUCACGGGCGUCACGUACCAGUACAUGAAGUCGUUGGAGACGGGCCUAGCUGAGUUCCAGCCACCGCCUGUAUUCACAGUCGGCGAUGUGGCACAGCUUGAACACUCCAGGCUCGAUUCGGAGCUUGACAGUCUCCGUCAUCUGCGCCAUUGCUUUGGCGGCCUCGUGCCAAACAGCCUGGCGCGCGAGCUGAUGCGAAUCUUCUUCCGUUUCAUCAGCACAUCGUUUCCCGUGCUGAGCCGGCGGCAGAUGCCGGCGACCGAUGGCGCCGUCGAUGAGCUGCCGCUGUCGCUGCUGGCGGCCGUCUGUGCGUCGGCGCUUCCAUUCGUCAUAUACGAUGAUGUCUUGUGCGUCCUGGGCGAAGCGGUGCCGGAUGCUAGCGAGAUCCACCGGAUAGCCUGUGACGCCCUGCACUUGGAACGCCACCACGACGCACGUCUAGCCACAGUGCAGGCCACGCUGUUGGUGCUGCAACGGCCACCACGCGACGACCUGUUUGGCGAUGCCGCGGCACAUUGGCGCAUGUGCGCCGUGCUGGUGGCCGACUGCCAGGCCCUGGGCCUGCAUCGUAAUGCUGCUGCUGGCUGGGCUGCCCUAGCACGGUGGGAGGUCCGCCUGCGAACACGUCUGUGGUGGGCGGCCGUUGUGACCGAGACCUGGACUGCUUUUGGCCAGGGAAUGCGCAGUCAUAUCAACGACGAUGAUGCGGAUGUGCCGCUGCCGACAGAAGCAGACGUCUACGACCACACAAGCUUAGAGGACGACGAUGGUGCUCCGUUUUGCCACCUCGUCCGCCUGACCCUCAUACUGCGAGACAUCCACACCGCCUUCUAUACUGUGCAAUCGGCCCAGCGAACAUGCUGCGACUUGCAGACGUCGCUAGAUACGUCCAAGCACCUGUUUGCACGGCUGAAACAAUGGCAUCAGGCACUUCCUGCGCCACUGAAACUGAUGCAGACGGGGGGGCAGCAAGGCCAGACUGACGAGACGACACGCAUUGCCGUGGCCGCGGCUGACAUUGGCGCCUUGAGCACGAGCGGCACGCUGCGUCUGGCCUACGUUGUGGCACAACUGGCGCUGUUCCGUGCGCUGCUGCGGCCCCUGGCCAUGGCGGACAUGACAGCGCAGCACGAUGCCGUUCCGGCGGGUUUUUGGGACACCGAUGGUGCUGUUGCCAUCAUGAAGGGUGCUCUGGUGUCAGCUCGGGAGUUGGUGCGCUUCAUCGAGGGCCUGACAACGGCCGAUUGGGACGGCUUCUGGCACAGCUGUAGCUCGCCGGACGACUCGACCGAGCUGCGUCUCCGGCCACACGCGAACAGUGUCAGUAGCGUCGGAAGCUCACAGGCGCCCAACAGCAGCACGAGCCCUGACGUCGAGGACAGCGCCCCCUCUGGCCACUACCUUGAUGCGAUGCACACAGAACUAGAGGUGCUGACUAAACGGUGGAGGUGGGCGCUGCGAUUGGCCCAGAGGGGCGCCGGCGGUCGCAAGGGACUGAUGCGUGUGAGUCUGCGUCGGACAGAAGCGCUAUUCCGUGAGUGGCAGAUCGGGAAGUCGAGCAGAGAGGACGGGAAAAUAGUAUAA
Grosmannia clavigera kw1407 is the source of this 2214-nucleotide messenger RNA. Its product is annotated as fungal specific transcription factor domain containing protein. The transcript has 2 exons. Gene Ontology annotation, molecular function: DNA-binding transcription factor activity, RNA polymerase II-specific; zinc ion binding; DNA binding. Gene Ontology annotation, biological process: DNA-templated transcription. The coding region runs from base 1 to 2214 and encodes 737 amino acids. Gene Ontology annotation, cellular component: nucleus. NCBI's taxonomy places the organism in Eukaryota, Fungi, Ascomycota, Sordariomycetes, Ophiostomatales, Ophiostomataceae. The record is from RefSeq and is a predicted model, not a curated record.